AGUUGAUGGCUGAUUCAUUCGUCAACUUUUUCUGUUUAGCGUAUUGUUUGGUACAAACAUUAAUAAGUAUUCGCAAUUAUCCAGAAUUAUUUUAUGCCAAUUAUUUUAAAAUUAAGCAAAAAUGGCCACAUUGAAAUCGGAUCUAGACGAUUAUUUACUUCAAAAUGAAAGCCGUCGAAGUUAUAAAUUCAAUUUACCCUUUUCGACGUCAAACUUUUUUACCAGAAGUAAUGAGGAAUCUCCUACUAGCUCGAGUACUACGGCCUCUUGGUUUGAUGAAGUACAGAAGGAAUAUUUCACACUGAGUCGAACACAGCGAUUUAUGGGGUUCGGUAUCUGUUUAUUCUUUGGCAUCCUAUGUUUCAUUUUGUCAUUUUUGUAUAUACCUAUUCUUCUACUAAAAGCAAGGAAAUUUGCAUUGCUGUUUACUCUGGGAAGUCUCUUUUUUAUUUUUAGUUUCAGUUUUCUUUGGGGGCCUUGGUCACACCUCAAAUCUCUAUUUUCAAAGGAGAAAGCAUUAUCAACAUGUCUGUAUGGUUCAACACUAAUUGCCACUUUGUAUUGUGCAUUGCACCUACAAAGUACACCGUUGACAGUCAUCUGUGCUGUGGGACAAGUGUUGGCAUUGCUUUGGAUGAUGAUGGGAUCAAUUCCGGGUGGCGCAUCUGGAGCAAGAUUAUUUGGAAGCAUGUUUAAAUCAUCUGUGUCCAACACACUCCCUAUAUAACACAGAUAUCUUGUUUGGAAUAGCUAUGUUGGAAAUUCACUUGCCUAUUUCUUAGACAUGCCUUACUCCUGAAUGCUGCUAAUUCACAUAAAAAUGGAUGCUGUUAAUGUGACCUCUUUCAUAGGUACUUAAUACCUUGACUGAAUUUAUAAAACUUUUCAUGAAUCUUAUGGAAACAAUUUUUAUAACUAUUUAUCAUGUUCUUUACACAAUUACACUUUAUUGAAUAUAUUAGUCUAUAG
Pieris rapae (cabbage white) is the source of this 969-nucleotide messenger RNA. RefSeq names its product protein transport protein sft2. NCBI's taxonomy places the organism in Eukaryota, Metazoa, Arthropoda, Insecta, Lepidoptera, Pieridae. The transcript has 3 exons. Gene Ontology annotation, cellular component: membrane. Gene Ontology annotation, biological process: vesicle-mediated transport. The coding region runs from base 122 to 727 and encodes 201 amino acids. The record is from RefSeq and is a predicted model, not a curated record.